Entelurus aequoreus (snake pipefish) is the source of this 7730-nucleotide messenger RNA. It is a transcript of the gene eif2ak2, whose product is annotated as eukaryotic translation initiation factor 2-alpha kinase 2. Gene Ontology annotation, molecular function: protein kinase activity; ATP binding. The transcript has 22 exons. Lineage: Eukaryota; Metazoa; Chordata; Actinopteri; Syngnathiformes; Syngnathidae. Gene Ontology annotation, biological process: protein phosphorylation. The record is from RefSeq and is a predicted model, not a curated record. Bases 233 to 2482 code for a protein of 749 amino acids.
UUAAUCAUCACACGACUUGUUCUUCUAUUUAAUAAACGUUUAAAUAGAGAGUUAUAGAUUUUUGGAUUACACGUGAAGGCACCAUUCGGAGGGUGACUGGUUUUCAUUUCGAGAACUCGAAACCGAAACCUAGACUUUUGCUGGAGUUGACACUGCACACUCGUGACACCGUCGACCGCCGAAUAAUUCGGUCUCUUAAACAUAUUUUUUUACACAUGACGAUUAAUUAACGAUGGAUGCUGACGAUUACGUAGCCAGACUAAACACUUACAUUCAAAGAAAAGGACAGUUGAAACUCCACUAUGAAGACGCAGGAACUGAAGGCCCGGAUCACAUUAAAAAAUUUGCCAUAAAAGCUGUUGUCAAUGAUAAGGCCUACCCAGAAGGAGUGGGGGAAAACAAGAAGGAAGCCAAACAAAAGGCUGCCAAGCAUGCUCUGUGGGGCUUAUUGAAAGAGACAGAGAGUGCAUCAGAUUCCUCUGUGGGACUGGUCCAUUCUCAUGAUGAUCAUGUAUCCUGGCUCUAUUCUUACGGUAAAAAAAUCAACAUGCACAUCACCUGUAACACCGAGUUCACCACAGGCACGACUUUUCAAUGUAGAUUUUUAGUUGGAAGGAUUGAGUAUCCGGCUGGAACUGGGACAACAAAGAAGGAAGCUGAGGAAGAAGCUGCAAAGCUUGCUUAUCUUAAGAUAAAUGCUUCAGUGACUGGAGAUGAGAAACCCUCUUCUACCUCCAGUCAACAAACGGAAGACAUGAGGAAAAGUAUAUCGGAGAUCUGUGACAAGACACACAAUUUGAAGAUCAAAGAUGACUUUGUUGAGCCAAAUUUUAUCGGACACAUCCUCUCCAUCUGUCAGAGAACAAAUCGCAUUCAUAAUUUCAUCGAAAUGGAGAGAAGUGGCCCUCCUCAUGACCUUAGAUUUGUCUACAAGUUAGUGAUCGAUGAACAGCACUAUCCUGCGGGUGAGGGGAAGAGUAUUAAGGAAGCCAAACAAAAGGCUGCUCAGUUGGCCUUAUCUGACCUUCGUAAGGGUUUGGACAGUGAGACUGGAGAUGAGAAACCCUCUUCUACCUUCAGUCAACAAAUGGAAGACAUGAGUGACAAGACACACAAUUUGAAGACCGAAGAUGACUUUGUUGAGACAAAUUUUAUCGGACGCAUCCUCUCCAUCUGUCAGAGAACAAAUCGCAUUCAUAAUUUCAUCGAAAUGGAGAAAUGUGGCCCUCCUCAUAACCUUAGAUUUGUCUACAAGUUAGUGAUCGAUGGACAGCACUAUCCUGCGGGUGAGGGGAAGAGUAUUAAGGAAGCCAAGCAAAAGGCUGCUCAGUUGGCCUUAUCUGACCUUCGUAAGGGUUUGGACAGUGAGGUUUCACCUUCUCGUGCCAAUAAUCCACCAACCAACCGGAAUUCCUCAGCCACUGUGCCGUCCCCUAAUGUUCAGUUAAAAAGACCAUCUACAGACAUCUCAAUUCGCUUUGUUGAUUCUUCUCCCAAAAUUCAGGGUAAAAGUCCAGACUGGAAACCUAAAGUAAAAAUUGCAGCAAAUUUCCCAGAUAGGUGCCAACAAAAGGACGCGAAGAGAUCAGAUGUCAAAGGGGACCAUACCUCAAGGUUCAAGGAGGACUUUGAUGUGGUAGAACACCUUGGCAAUGGAGGCUUUGGACAUGUUUUAAAGGCUAAACACAAGUUGGAGGGAAAGUACUAUGCUGUGAAAGCUGUGUCUUAUACAGAUAACUCUAGGCGUGAGGUGUUGGCUCUAUCAGAGUUUCAACACGACAACGUUGUGAGAUACUACACAUGUUGGUUGGAAGACGGUGCUUACCAGUCUUCCAGUGCAAGUCACUCUUCCUGUCCAUUCUGUAGGUCCCCGCCGAAGAAGUCCCUUCAUAUUCAGAUGGAGUUGUGUGAGGCCAAUACUCUCUGUAUGUGGAUAGAUGAUAAGAAUGAAAAGAACGUGGAGCGUUCACAAAGAAGACAGGACAGCCUUGCCAUUGCAAAGCAAAUAGUGAGUGGCGUCGAGUACAUUCAUUCCAAAAAGUUUUUUCACAGAGACCUGAAGCCUGCCAACAUCCUGUUUGGGUCAGGAGAAGUCAUUAAGAUUGGGGAUUUUGGCCUUGUUGCUGACGACGAGAGAAAAGAGAGAACCGGAAACCCGGGAACCCCGAGUUAUAUGGCGCCUGAGCAGAAAUACAAGAACAUCUACGACCGGAAAGUGGACAUAUUUGCUUUGGGUCUCAUUUUUUUCGAGCUCCUCUGCCAAAUCUAUACCAUGACUGAAAGGGAACGGCUUUGGGAUGAUGUCAGAAAUAACAGACUUCCUGCAGAGUUUACACAUCAUUUCCCUGCAGAGGACCAAAUGAUUAAGGCGAUGCUUAAUUCGAAACCAGAAGACCGGCCUGAAGCAAGUGAACUCAAGACCGACCUUGAAGCGUGUGCUCGUGUACUAACACUUAAUGCUAACGACAGAAACACUGUCUAACACACAUUUUAAUCGUCAUGAAUGAUGAGGCGAAAUGGUGCUCAGUGGGUUCCAAUCUCGGCUCAGACGUCUCUGUGUGGAUUUAUCAGGUUCUUCCAGUGCUUGGGUAGCUUUCUUUUCACAUCAUAUCCAUGUUAGGUUCUUUGGUGACUCAAAAUUAUCCAUAAGUGUGAAUAUGAUUGCUUGUUUAUGUGUCGUGUGAUCAGGCUAAAUUUGCAAACACGAAUAAGGAAUUAUUUUGUCAUGUGACUUGGCUGUCUCCAUACGUUUCACAUUGCCGUGAUGACAGCCAUGUUAAUGUUGGAACCCAUUUAUUGGGCGUAUCAGCAUAUUGAGAACGAAAUAGGCACUGACACUACCCAUAUCCACGCAGCUUUUAUUUGUCGAAAAUAUAUUUUGCCCUUUCAGUUGGAUGACACAUCAAAAUACAGGCUAACGGGGGUAAUAUAUGCCCGUUAGCCUGUAUGUCGAUGUGUCAUUGACUGGGCUAGCAUGCUAAGCUUUCGUUGCAUGAAGUUAAAGUUAGGUGUGGUGAAAUUUGUCCUCUGCAUUUGACACAUCCCCUUGGGGAGCAGUGGGCAGCAGCGGCGCCGCGCCCGGGAAUCAUUUUGGUGAUUUAACCCCCAAUUCCAACCCUUGAUGCUGAGUGUCAAGCAGGGAGGUAAUGGGUCCCAUUUUUAUAGUCUUUGGUAUGACUCGGCUGGGAUUUGAACUCCAACCUACCGAUCCCAGGGCGGACACUCUAACCACUAGGCCACACAUACUAGCUUUGAUAGACAAGAUCAUAGAUUGUAUUGGACAAUAUACACUACCAUUCAAAAGUUUGGGGUCACAUUAAAAUGUCCUUAUUUUUCAAUGAAGAUAACUUUAAACUAGUCUUAACUUUAAAGAAAUACACUCUAUACAUUGCUAAUGUGGUAAAUGACUAUUCUAGCUGCAAAUGUCCGGUUUUUGGUGCAAUAUCUACAUAGGUGUAUAGAGGCCCAUUUCCAGCAACUAUCACUCCAGUGUUCUAAUGGUACAAUGUGUUUGCUCAUUGGCUCAGAAGGCUAAUUGAUGAUUAGAAAACCCUUGUGCAAUCAUGUUCACACAUCUGAAAACAGUUUAGCUCGUUACAGAAGCUACAAAACUGACCUUCCUUUGAGCAGAUUGAGUUUCUGGAGCAUCACAUUUGUGGGGUCAAUUAAACGCUCAAAAUGGCCAGAAAAAGAGAACUUUCAUCUGAAACGCGACAGUCUAUUCUUGUUCUUAGAAAUGAAGGCUAUUCCACAAAAUUGUUUGGGUGACCCCAAACUUUUGAACGGUAGUGUAGUUUACAUACGAAAUGUCCAUUUCCAUUUAAUACAAGUAAUAAGAAAACGUAAAGGCCUUACUUACCUAUCAAGGAGGAAAGUAUCAGUUGAAAAAAUAUUCUCCGCCUUCAAUCGUCUCCCUCUUUCAAAGGCACCCCCGACAUAAGUCCUCGUUUUGUUCCUGGCUUUGUCAUGAAUGAGUUGAGAAUCGUAACGACGCCUUUUAGAUUUACUAAAGUCUGACAUGUUUAGUAACUUUACCAGUGGCAGUAGAUAUAAACAAAGAUGGCAGUGUGUAACAAGCAACCUGGAUGUGACACACUCAGGGACUUUCUAAUUGGUCAAACGGUGGAGGGUGGGGCAUCGAAAUUAAAACAUUAACAAUAUUUCGGGGCUGUAAGUCUAAUUUUGAAAUGAGCAUAUCCCGGCUGAACUACUGUUAUCAGUUAUAGAGGUAUUUGAAAAUAACAUGAUUCCGGCUUCCUCCCACCUCCAAAGACAUGCGUCUGGGGAUAGGUUGAUUGGCAACACUAAAUUGGCCCUAGUGUGUGAAUGUGAGUGUGAAUGUUGUCUGUCUAUCUGUGUUGGCCCUGCGAUGAGGUGGCGACUUGUCCAGGGUGUACCCCGCCUUCCACCCGAAUGCAGCUGAGAUAGGCUCCAGCACCCUCCGCGACCCCGAAAGGGACGAGCAGUAGAAAAAGGAUGGAUGAUUUAUUAAUGCCUUUUGACAUAUCAGGGCCACUUAAUGAUGACUCGACGUGAAAUUAUUACAUAUGACACCUUUUAAAAAAAAAAAAAAAAAAAAACGGGAUUUUUUUUCUAUCACGCUGAUACAGAUUUAAGAAAAUACAUUCCAAGAACCUUUCACUGAUCUGCAGCUAUUUAGGGGUAUAUAUGAACUAUAUGUUUGAUGAUUAAAAAGUCCUUCAAUAGUACUCCUUUAAAAGUAACCGAUUUUAAGUAAGAGGUCUUAUAUUUUGGGGGGUAAUCUGUUACUGAGGUGUUAUUUCAGCCUCUUCUUAAAGGCAUGCAUACUGCUUGAUGUAAUGUGGUUGUUGGAGACAACCACGGGGAAGGGCUUUCCAUAUUGUAAUAUCUGAGCUCUUGUUGAGGCAAUUGGUGUUCAACUUUGGGAUUUCCAGAGUAUGGCUUGGUGGUACCAUACUGAGAUGUAGGCCGGGGGUAGCAGCGCUUUAAAAUCCACAGGACAGCUGGGGGUGUGCAUUUAUUUUAUAAAGUUCAGUUAAUCACAUGUUAUGUUAAUCACAUCUUUAAAAAUCAAAAACCUAACUGUUUUUUUUACAUGUUUUAAAAAGCUGGUUUCAACCGAAUCCAUGUAAUUGUUUUUUAGUGCUUGUAUGCCAAGUGUGUGUGUAUGGGGCGACAAUGGGUUUCGGGGGGGAUAGGGGGCAAUGUGUAUGGAAGCCAAGAAUUUGUUGCCUCUCACCCAAGUCAGCUGGUAAUUAGUUCUAUAAUUAAUUUAAAGUUCAUCACAUUCCAUGCACAUGCCCAAUCCGCAGUGGCCAUGUUUACAUUUAUAGAUUGCAUUUUGAGUACUGUUGUGGCUAAUAGAAGAAAAUACAAACAUUUUUCAAACAUGAAGUCACAAAUGCACGUGCAUCUCUUGUCGAACUUCAUAAUAUCCAUUUGUUGGUUGCAAAACGUAGGGGAAAAAAUGAAAUACACUAAAAAUAUGAAAGGAAUAUGCUAUUGUUAUCUUAACAAAGAGAUUACUCCCUUGAGGUACUGUCUGCUGCUUUUUCUGGUCGACCCAGCUGCUGUUUCCUUUCAAACAAAACCAAAGUUAGCCCAGCAUAUUUUUUAAAAAUUGUAUAUUUUCUUUCUUUUUCUCAAGCUGCUGUACGUUUCCUAGAGCAUGCAUGCCCCCCACCUAAACCCACUGCCUUAACACAUUCAUUCAGACAUCAGUGUUGAAUGUGAAUCCAAUAUAGAAUACUGAUCUUGAUUUUGCCACACUGUCUUAAAAAAUGAUUGGUUUGGGAACAUGAUCUUUUUCUGAAAGAUGAACUUUGUAACUAUUUUUACUAACAAUCAUGACCGUGGGUUUAGGCGCUGUGAUUUAAUUCUUUAUGCCUAAGUAUGUAAUGAAAACUUUGUUUUGUUAUUUGCAAGCAGUUUAAUUCCAGAGGUUACAGAAGGCAAACAACCCUUUUCCAACAUUGUUUUAUGUAAACAAUUAUGCAAAGGUUAAUCCUUAUUAUUAACCAUUGGCGUUGUUAGGCCUAUUUUAGGGGGGCUCAAGCCCCCCUAAAAUGUUCUUAAGCCCCCCUAAAUAAUUUGGUGUUAAAAAAAAAAAAAAAAAAAAAAAUUUUUUUUUUUCUUCUUUCAAAUACAUGCCGACAUCUUCAUUAUAAAGUGGCCAGAAUAUGAGUUGAAAUAAAUAAUCAUAUAACCUGUCAUUAUUCACUCAGUUUCCCCUCACUUCAUAGUGUAAGGUAGAGAGCCCCUUUAGUGUGUCGGUAUCCAAUCCAUUCCACUUGUUCAUAUAGAAAAUGCCCACAUCACUCAAAAUCCAGUCCGCAUUUUCUCUGCGACCUUGCUUGCGGUCCUGCAGGUGUACGAAGCACAUUAGCAAGAACAACAACAAGAACCUUGUGUCUGCAAUUGUAAAUAAUUUAGUUUUUAAGUUUUGUGUUUCUUGUAGAAUCUAUAUAAGGUAAUAUACAUUAGCCUAUUGUUAAAAUAAUGAAAACAUCAUUAAAUAUAUUUGUUUUAUUGUAUUGUUACAUUAAUAGCUGUUGUAAUAUUAUAGGAUGGCUUGUUAAACAUUUCAUAGGAUUUUCAGAGGGUGGAAAAACCAAGACAUUUAAUAUAAAAUGUAAAAUGAGUAAAUACAUCAAAAGAAAAAGAAAAACAAUGGUUAAAAGCCAUCGUCCCAGGGAGCAUUUAAUUUCGUCCCGUGCAUUUUUUUUCCCGUCCACGGGACGACGGGACUACACUAAUCUCAAGCCCUGGAAGUUACAUUUUAUUGUUUGCAUUAUUUGUUUCAGCAUUGCACUUUAAAGAUGGUCCCUCGAUCAGCUCUUUGACAGCUUUGGCUCUUUUUCAGAUCAGCAGACUAAGUCUUUCUUAUUUACAGUAUAUGUAAAUGUUUCUCAUUUCUAUUCAGACUUUCAUAUAUAUUUAAUUUCGUUAACGGCUUGCCAUAAUAUAUAUAUAUAUAUAUAUAUAAAUAUAUUAUAUACAAGCCAAAUGAUCCCGAUCCAGAUAUUACUGUAAUUCAAGUAAUUAAGUAAUAUUUCCAGGGCUUGAAUUUACAACCAUUUUAGUCACAUAUGUGCCCAAAAUGUAAUCUGUGCAACUUCAAAAUAUUUGGGAACAAACAAUUAUUGUAUUGUGAGCGAAAGUGGUGGCAUUAGCCUCUAAGUUGUGAAUGAAUAACAUAGAGGCUAAUGCCAUGACUUUCAUCAUGUUUCAGUGUAUCUUGAAGGAUCAUAAGUCAUUGUUUUUUGUUGAUGCUGUAAACAAAAUGUCACAUGUUUGUUGUUGUACUGAACACAGAUUGAAACUAAACUCACUGAAAUAAUAAUAAUAACAAUGAAUAAUUUCUAAGACCUUGUUAGCCGUUUGUGAAGUUUUGUGCUCGUGCGCUACGUUCGCUCGCAUCCUGUGCAUCUCCUGGGGGCUAAGCCCCCCCUGUCCUUAAAAGCUAGUGACGCCCCUGUAAUUAACCAUUUGACCUAUUACAUUUGUAAUUGAAUAAUAAAUGAAACACAUUGUUAGUUAAAGCACCUUUUUGUUUUAAUGUGUGCCCACAUUUGCAGUCUUAUUAUACAUUUGUGUAUUUUUUGGGGGAAAAAAAACAUUUGUCUUUCGUUCACUUUCUAUAAUGUCAGACAUUAUUCUGUAACUUGCUUGUUUUAGCUUUUUUCUUGUACUACGGGAUCGAGCUGUGAGAAAAUAAAUGUCAUAAUUGGUUAAAUGUUUUUGAUGUG